Messenger RNA from Echinococcus granulosus, 291 nucleotides. RefSeq lists its product as hypothetical. The record is from RefSeq and is a predicted model, not a curated record. The coding region runs from base 1 to 291 and encodes 96 amino acids. The transcript is spliced from 2 exons. NCBI's taxonomy places the organism in Eukaryota, Metazoa, Platyhelminthes, Cestoda, Cyclophyllidea, Taeniidae.
AUGACAGAACAAAGCUUUGUACCUCAGGAGUCAGAGGUGAACGAAGUGAGUCGCAUUCAAUUUGUCACCGCCAAAGAAGAAAUGGAGAACCGGACCUUGAAGGAGGAGACAUCGACUGGGCAGCACUACACGCCGGUUUACCAUGAGGCUGAUUAUCCCGAGUUAAUGCGCGAUGACCGGUGGACACGCGUCGACUGGAAUGAGACAUCGGAAGUGCACGCAACUGUGCCCUACGCAGGUGAAAGCAAACCAGCCAUCACGGAUGCAGCUUGUUCAGCAUAUUCCAAUUAA